Messenger RNA from Microdochium trichocladiopsis, 1209 nucleotides. RefSeq names its product glutathione S-transferase domain-containing protein. The transcript is spliced from 2 exons. Gene Ontology annotation, biological process: glutathione metabolic process. The record is from RefSeq and is a predicted model, not a curated record. Gene Ontology annotation, molecular function: glutathione transferase activity. The coding region runs from base 271 to 1107 and encodes 278 amino acids. Lineage: Eukaryota; Fungi; Ascomycota; Sordariomycetes; Xylariales; Microdochiaceae.
CGCCCGACUUCCUUCCUCCCAAAUACAAGACCAUUGAGCAUUACCCUGGCACUUCCAAGACAUAGCCUCUCCGUGACAGCUCACUACUGUCCUCGCAUCUUCACCAGUCUCCCACGUUCCCGCCGCCCUCAUCCGACAGGGCCGCUAAAGGUACAGGGUCCCUAAACUUGUUGUGAGACAGUGAAGGCCUGACCACACCUUGUCCUGUAGACACCUCGGCCAGACCGCCUCAGACUCCAAUCCAGAGCGGCUCUCACACACCCUCCAGCCAUGUCAGACGGGCCAGACGUUAAGCGUCAGAAGACAUCAGACGGCUCAGGCUCAUCGAGUGGCACGGAGUACGAGCUCAUCUACUGGCCUGGGAUUCCGGGUCGCGGUGAGCACGUCCGGCUGUGUUUCGAGGAAGCUGGCGCCUCGUACACCGAUUCUGCGCUUCUCGAUGGAGACGCCGGUGGCGUGAAGGCUGUCAUGGUCCAGAUCGAUGCCUCCAACAAGGGCAGCGCCUCCAGCCCCCCUCCCCUUGCUCCACCAGUCCUACGACACGGGGAUCUCACCAUUUCGCAAUUGCCAAACAUUCUCCUGUAUCUGGGCCCUCGUCUUGGCCUGGGCCCUGCGCUCACUGGUGGGGAUAUUCCCAAGGAGAUCUACAAUAUCAAUCAGCUAGCAUUGACAGCGCUUGACGGCCUCAGCAACGAGCCGCAUGAUUGCCAUCAUCCCGUUGCUGUCGGUGACUAUUAUGAGGACCAGAAGGACGAGGCGAAGCGGAAAUCCAAGGACUACGUCCGCAACCGCCUGCCAAAGUUUCUCGGCUACUUUCAACGGGUGCUCGAGGGCGAGGCGAGCGGCAAUGGGCCCUGGCUCCACGGCGGUGCUUUAAGCUGGGCAGACAUUGUCCUGUUCCAGGGCCUCGAUGGCGUCAAAUUCGCAUUUCCCAAGGCGACAGGCGCGGCUGAGAAGUCAGGCAAGUACGACAAGGUGUUUGCCUUGUAUGCCGCGGUCAAGGAGCGACCAAACAUCAAGAAGUACCUCGAAAGCUCAAGACGGCAGAAGUACUCGAUGGGCAUCUACCGAUAUUACGAGGAACUAGAUUUUGACCUCGAAGAAUAGGCACUUGUCUACCGGUCCACAUAUGUACCUACCUAAAGUAGAUAAGUGAACCAGAACCACCAGACAAAGCAGCACAAUAUUUUGGGCGCUUAACCAAACAAA